AUGGAUAAAGGGAUAAAGGGGACACUGCUUUUUGCACAUUUGAACAGAAGGACAUAUAUCAGCAAGGUAGAGGAAAUUACGAAAACAAAAAGCUGCACCGUCAAAAAAAACAAGCUCAAAAAUAUAUACGUAGAUUUUUCCCUUAACAAAUAUAUCAACAUAAAUAGCCUUAACGUAAGCAAAUUUAUUAAGACGCCAAUACAUUACCAGACGUUUAGAGAGCUUGUCGACACGAUAAAGAACGUUAGCAAUGUGAGGCUGCAGAACAUUCACUUGGUGCGAAAAAUUGUGAAUUCCAUGGGGGUGUACGUAACGAACUAUUUAAACAGUCUCAGUCAAUUGAACCAUUUGAGUAGUUUAAACCCGUCCAAUGGGGGAGCCAACCUGGAAGACAACUUUUACGACAUGGAUAAUUGUGACGAGGACGAAAAUGCAAUCACUCCAAGUAGUAUUAUUACUGUUUUGGUUAGUCUGUACAAACUAAAAUAUCGAAACGAGAAAUUUUUACAAUUGUUGGAAAGGCUUAUCUUUGUGAAGAAGGACAAGUUUAAAUUUGCCCAGCUGAAUUUAACCCUCUACAUUUAUGCCUAUUUCAACAGAGUAAAUAAAACGUUCAUAAAUUGUCUACUAAUGAAUAUUUUGGAAAAUGAAAAAAUGCUAAAUGCAGAAAACAUUCUGAGCAUUUUCACGUCGCUAUUUUAUUUAAACUGUAAAAAUGAGAAGACGUUAGACCGUUUGGUAAAUUAUAUCAUUUCGAAUAAUCUACAUUUCGACAUAAAUGUUAUUAUUUUUCUUCUGAACAAUUUGAAGAAGAUGAACUAUUCAAAUAAAUUUCUUAUGGAGUAUUUCCACGAUCAGAUUAUUUUCAAAUUGGGCUUCCUUCCUCCAGGGGGGGCAGAAAAGGGGAACAAAAUUGUCGACCGUUUUUUUUUAAAGAGAAAAAUUCAGCACAUUAUUGAUGAGGAGAAUCUCCAACAGAGGGGGUACCCAUUUGGUGUAUCCACCGGGGGUGACGCUCAACAGGGGAACCUUCACCAUAUGACACAUGUGAAGGAUGAAAAGAGGGGGGAAAUCACAUCCAAUUACUACCCUCCAAUAUUUGACAUGGAUCCACGUUACAACCUCUGUGAAGAACACAUAAACAGCACGUACGGAUCGGUGCACAAUAAAUACAUUGUGGAAAAUAAUUACGUGGAUUAUAUUUACGAGUAUUAUAAUGAGAAAGACCUGGAAGAAGGAAGUAAGAGCAAAUUGGACAUCCUCAUGGAGGUACUCAUAUACAACAAGCACUUCAAGGAAGACUUACUAACCGUUUUGUAUGAAUAUCUGCUGAACAAUUUAAAAUCCUUUAUGAGUCAAAAUGAUAGUGACAUGUGUCGUAUCUUAUCCAACAUGUAUUUUUUUCAAAUAAAUAAUUUCCCGAAUGUUCUUCUGUUGAAUAAAAAAAUACUGCUAAGUAUGUGUCACCAUUAUGUACCCUUUUACAAACGGACCAACAUAAUGAUUUUUCUGUACAUAAAAUUGCUGCUAGAGAAGCACAACUAUUUUGACAUGUUCAUAGACACCAUAUUGCAGAAAAAGAUACAAACAGAUUUGCUAUCUUUGGAAGGAAAACAAUUUUUAAAUUUGCUUAAUGAGUGCAAAAAUUAUAGUGUAAGCAAGUACCUUUGCGACAUUUCUUUGGUGUACUUUGACUUUUUUACUGUAAAGUACUCACCGGAUGGGUUAAAAGAAGUGACGAACACAUUAGACAAAUGUGAAGGGGGUAAUCACCAUGAAUCCUUCCCCCCCAGAGUGAUCAACCCCCACAGGGAUGAAAAGAAAAAGAAAUUUAUAACACUCCAGUUUAACGAAAAAAACAAGCUACGCUCCUACGACGGGCAAUUUUUAUUACACCUUUUUUACUUCUACAUUCAGAUGAAGUACUACGAGGGCAUAUUCCUAUUCAUUAAGAGCUUAUUUUCCGGGGUGAAAGAUUUCAGUAAAUUCGACCCAUACGUAUACUACAAAGUUAAUAAUCACUCUGCCGAUUUUGACAUGAGGUAUGACGUCCAGGAGGUGCAGAGGGCGGAUGUGUACGUCAGGCUGAAUGCAAUGCAAAUAAUUCACCUGUACGAGUAUUUUAAAAGCGCCUUUGCGUCAAAUGAGGAUUUUAUCACCCAGCAAGGUAACGUAAUAAAUGCGAACCAUGAAAAGGCUCUGUAUCACCACUUUUACGCAUUCAAUGGGGAUAAUUCUGCCGAUGGCAACGUGGGGGAUAUUACUCCCCCGACGUCGCUUCAAACGGAACAGUGUAAGCAGCCUUUGCGUUGUGAAAGUAAGACGCAAGCCGGUCCAGUUAGCAAAUAUUUAUCCACCGAAUGGAUAGUUAACUACAUUAGUGGCAAUAACGUCAAUGUUACUUCCAAAUUGGAGUCAAAUCGAACGUCUGGAAAUGUCCUCGACGGGGGAAUCCCCUUGGAGAAGAAAUACAACUCGAAGUUACCAAAAAAUGGAGAAUUAAAAAAUGAACAUGUCAAGAAGAACGGAAAUAUCGUCAAAGGCGCAACAAUCCACAUUGAGGGAAGCACCUUCCACGUAGACAGCCAUGUGUAUAAUGUCCUGAGCAACAUUUUCUUGUACACCCCUGUGGACCUGUUCGCGUUACACAUUCACCACUUUAAUUCGAAGAAUAUUUUUUUUCUCCUGCAGAACAUAAUUUUUAAGUUAAAUUGGGUGAACAUUCAAUACCUAUCCCUUGUAGUUGCAAAGAUUUUUACCCGAAUGAGUGAAGAAACAUGUCGAGAAACGAAGAAGGAAUAUAUGGUCUAUCUGGAUUUCUUCCAUGAUUACUUACUGGGGGAUGAAGGAACUAGUCAGAAGUUUUCCUAUCAGUCGAAGCGGACAAGGGGCACACAAAAAGUUAGUUAUCUAAAUGGGGAGGACAAAAGACUGCUUAUAAGUAGGAUUCACCAAAAUUGCAUAACCACAUGGAAAGACCAAGAUAAGGUGAAAAAACGCAUCGCAUAUAUUUUGUGCAAAAAUAAGAGCUACUCUAGGUAUGUAAAUAAUGAUAUCCUUUUUGACGAGAAAUUUCUAAGCCUCCUUGUUCAGAUUGUUUUAAAAAAAAAAACAAUUUUUUCCUCUUGUUCCUACUACGACAUGAUGAAUGACAGUUUGCUCCUCAUAUUGAAGUCUUUACGAACGAGGAAGAAAAACCCAAAGUACAUGCAGAGCGUGGAAAUAAUAACAAACAUAUUUCUGUUUAGGUAUAUUCAGUACAAGUACAGAGAAGAAGCGAAUGAAGACAAUUUGUCCAAAAGGUGUGCAUCCGAAAAGGUGCCCUUUUUGGAUCCCCAAGUGGUAGAUGUGCAAGGGGGGGAAAGGGGGCUAUGCCUGAAUUUGGACUUGGACGUAAACUCUGACGCAAAAUUGGAUUCCCAUUUGGACUGUAAUUUGUUCCAACGGUGGGCCCACGGAGAGGAAACGCCCGCCCAGCAGAACGAGCAAUGUAGACGUAGAACACAUAACAAUUCUUUGCAGCGAGAAGAGAAAAGUGAUCCUUGUGUAAGCAUUACGAAUGCACCAGGGGAUGACAGCCAAAAGGGGGCUUCCAAUUCCCCUAGUUCAGUAGAUGAGGGCAACUUAAAUGGGGAAAAUCAAAUGACGAAGAGGAAGGAUGCACUGAGGAGAUACAUACGAAUAUAUUAUACAAUUGUGAAGGUUCGAUAUUUUCACGAAAUGUCUAUCAAUAAACACAUAUUUCGUGAAUUGUGCGUAAACAGAGAAUACAUCGAUAAUGGCAUCUUUUUGAAUUUACUUUUUUAUAUAUAUAAGUACAAGUUUGACGAAAUGAGAUACAUUCUCCUGCUGCAGAAAAAAUGUGCCCUGUAUAAGGACUUAUAUUAUACGCAUUCGAAUUGUAGGAUAGUGGAAUUUCUUUGUAAAAAAUUGAAAAUUAAUUUGGACGAUAGCGUCAGGACUGUCCCCACGAAGCAGACGUCUUAUGAUUAUGAGAAUGUGUAG
This is a messenger RNA of Plasmodium coatneyi, 4005 nucleotides long. RefSeq lists its product as uncharacterized. The record is from RefSeq and is a predicted model, not a curated record. The transcript has a single exon. The coding region runs from base 1 to 4005 and encodes 1334 amino acids. NCBI's taxonomy places the organism in Eukaryota, Apicomplexa, Aconoidasida, Haemosporida, Plasmodiidae.